Messenger RNA from Porites lobata, 444 nucleotides. NCBI's taxonomy places the organism in Eukaryota, Metazoa, Cnidaria, Anthozoa, Scleractinia, Poritidae. The record is from the annotation of a GenBank genome assembly.
AUGAUGAUAACCCAGAUUUUUGAGGACAUCUCUUCGUUUCAACAAAGAUCUGUGGUCGACACUUUGAAAAUCAGACAAGAAUACGCUGGGGAGACGUACAUCAAGCCAUCCCUCAGCACCGUCGAAAGAAAUGUCAUUGGUUACAUCGUUGGUUAUGUGUGUCACAAAACAAGGGAUCGACUUCAGAGGUCUAACAGUGAAAAGUUCUCAAGAGUGUUGUCAGUUUUGAAUCAGAAGUUGCCAAGCAUGAAAACAGCACCUGCUGCAAUGUCUUUCCCCAAUUUAAUGUCCCGCUCACUUUCUAGAGGUGGCCUUUCUCUUGUGGAUUAUUCAAUUUUUAAUCUCUUUUGGUAUGUCGAAGUUUCAAUCAAACCUUUUCUAAACUUAGCCAGAUUUCGUUGCAGCACUCGACGCUCUGACACUGAACUUCUAGACCAGUUGAUA